Setaria italica (foxtail millet) is the source of this 1125-nucleotide messenger RNA. Its product is annotated as nascent polypeptide-associated complex subunit alpha, muscle-specific form-like. The record is from RefSeq and is a predicted model, not a curated record. The coding region runs from base 1 to 1125 and encodes 374 amino acids. The transcript has a single exon. NCBI's taxonomy places the organism in Eukaryota, Viridiplantae, Streptophyta, Magnoliopsida, Poales, Poaceae.
AUGAGACUCACCACUUGGACUGACCACCCAAGUAGAAUCCCCAAGAGGAAGCAAUUGUUCAUCGCCGAGCAUGAGAGACAGAUCGUGUAUGACGACCCUGACAUGCAGAGGACAUUCGGUAAUCUUCCGCCUUAUUUGCGCCAAAAGAAGAGCCUCGCAUAUGAAGUUCUCAUCCACCUCCGAAGCAUCGCCGACUUCCGAUCGCGCUCGCCAUCCCCGUCGCCGGGACCCUCGCCCCCCUCCAGCGACUGCGAUUCGGGACAUGACGGGGAUCCGGAUCGCGGCUAUGGCGAGACACGUGGGGUAGGGCCGCGCCUGCACGGUUUUUUCAUUCAAGAUGGAGUCGAGGAUGGUGGUUCUGCUCCGGCGAACGACGCUGGGCCGUCUGGGGUCCGGUCGCGAGCUGGCGCGCCGCAGCCGCCGCCGCAUUCUCAGGCGCCGCGGGCUUUGGCGCAAGGGGCUGUUCUGAUGCCCCCGAAGGUUGCCGUGUCAAGCGUCGAGCGCGGGUCGCCGGCCGCCGCCGGCACGGUGGCCGCCGUCGUUGUGGAACGGCCAUGCUCAGAUUCCGAGGUAAACGAGGUGGGGCCCACACAGCGGACUGAAGACGCGCCCGUCAACGGCUCGCCCGUGAGCGCGCCGCAGGCUGACAGCGACGCCCACGUCGCGCCACUGUGCACGCCCGCGAACGGGCCAUACCCUGCUGCUCCUGCUCAACUGGGCACGCCCGUCAGCUUUUCACGGGUGCGCCGCGCGCCAUCGGGUCACCAGGGAUUCGGUAUGCUGCUACCGAGGGGCUGCCACGACGAAAAGGGAGCGGACCCCAUGCUGGUUGAGGCCGCGCUCCCCGCCAGCUCAAGUUCAAACGCCCCGGCCGUUUCCUCCCGCCAAGCCACGCCGUUGCGUACGUACGCGCGCCGGGCGCGUACUCGGCCUGAGCACGAGCUCGUCACCGGCAGUAUGGACCGCCCUACUCCGAGGAGGACGCCGGACAUCGACGACGGCUCCCCCCCCCCCCCCCCCCCUGGUGGCCACAUCCGACGCUCCUCCCGCGCCUGCGGAAGACGCGGCUCUUCCCACGGCACGGCGGCGAAACGCCUCGGCACCGCCGCCGCCGAACAGGCAUGA